UCUUCUGUCCGUCGACAUGAUCAUGGUGAUCAGGAUGACGCAUUCAUCAUCGACAUGGAACCCGCCACGUCUCCCAAAACCUCCAAAAUCGAAAAGAUUAAGUCCGGCUGGUGUAGAGUAAGAAGAAAAUCGGUACCAGGAUACCCGAGCUCGAUACGGAAGCAUCCGGUCGCAGAGAUCAAACCAGCGCGGAUAGGCCGGGGCAUAUGGUACGAUCAAUUGCUCGUUGACCGCUCCCUGCGAACAAUGGCUGCUCUCAUGACGCUCUUCGCGAUUGUGAUGCUCAUUAUCGUGGGCGUGAACAUGAAGGCGUUCCAACAGCGCGUGAAUCGAUACUCGUCUUCGAUAGGCAGCAAUAGUAAGAAUUGCAAGCAUAUCGCGCGUAUGAACACAGCGCUUUUGUUCCUUAUCAACGUCGCCGCGACCAUGAUCCUUGGAAUGUCUAACACCUAUCAGCAGCUCAUCACUUCCCUGAAGAUCGACGACCUAGAGCAUAUGCUGCAGAAAUUCGGCGACUCGCGUGUAGGAACAAAUUCCCCUUUAAACAUCAAUCACAAGGUUCAGGGGAAGAAGCGGUCGUGGGUGGCUUGGACAUUCUUGAUUGUGACUUCACUGCCCGUCCACUUCCUCGCCAACUCUCUGAUCGGUCCGUCAAUCGUCAUGCAACCGCCUAGUAAUGUUCAAUUGAACGAAAUGACAAUGAAUGCGAGCAUGCCCAGGCGAGAGGAUUUGAUCUACUCGGAUUCUUUCUUGUGCUGGAGCGCGUUCCGGACAGGCACUGCUCAUUUCGGGAAGAAGGUCAUGAACCUUGAUACGCCUGGUGACGUUUUUUCUGUAGCUACCCACAUUCGCGAGGGCAUGACAUACGGCAAGUUCAUUAUAAAUUACCAGAAAGAUGUGUGCACAGGCUUUAUAGGAACCGCGGUUGAUGUAGACGCGCUGGAGGAAGUUGAGCAUUACAACGACUAUUCAUUUCUCCGAUACGGUGUUGAGUUUAACCCUGAGUGUAAUAUGUCAGCAGCGGUCUAUUGCUCUGUCCACGAGCCGAAACCGAUAGCGUGCCGCCUGAAUGUCCGAAUGAAUGCAGCGUUCGUGCUUCUGGGUUGCUUGACCUCGAAGGCCAUCUAC
This is a messenger RNA of Aaosphaeria arxii CBS 175.79, 1128 nucleotides long. RefSeq lists its product as uncharacterized. The transcript has 2 exons. The annotation marks the transcript as partial. The record is from RefSeq and is a predicted model, not a curated record. NCBI's taxonomy places the organism in Eukaryota, Fungi, Ascomycota, Dothideomycetes, Pleosporales.